Molecule: messenger RNA, 2085 nt
Organism: Oryctolagus cuniculus (rabbit)
Lineage: Eukaryota; Metazoa; Chordata; Mammalia; Lagomorpha; Leporidae
Gene: TSEN2
Product: tRNA splicing endonuclease subunit 2
Biological process (GO): tRNA splicing, via endonucleolytic cleavage and ligation; tRNA-type intron splice site recognition and cleavage
Cellular component (GO): cytoplasm; tRNA-intron endonuclease complex
Molecular function (GO): tRNA-intron lyase activity; nucleic acid binding
Source: RefSeq, a predicted model, not a curated record
CGGCUAGCUUUGCGGCCGUGCCGCUUUACGGCAGCGGUGUUGGCGCCCCGACCGGCGUUGCCGAGGUUACGGCGAGCGCGUGGAGCCGAGACAGAGCAGCUACCCGGGAAAUGGCGGAAGCAGUUUUCCACGCCCCGAAACGGAGGAGAAGAGUGCACGAGAGUUACGAGUCCCCCUGGCCCAUCCCUUUGGCUCAGGACUGUGGUCCCCAGAGCGAGUUCAGAAUGUUCCGCGCCGAGAUGAUCAACAACAGCGUGGUGGUGAGGAGCCCGGAGGACAUCGGGCAGCUGUACGGGAAGGGCUACUUUGGAAAAGGUAUUCUGUCAAAAAGCCGUCCGCACUUCACAGGCUCAGAUGCUAAGCUGGUGGCGAAGUGGAAAGAUAUAAAGACUAACAUGCCUGUCAUCACAUCAGAAAAGUAUCAGCGCCGUGCAGAGUGGGCCGCGGAGCUCAUGCGCAGGCAGGGCCAGGAGGAGAGCGCAGUGCGCCGCAUCCUCGAAGAUUUCACGCGGCCACUGGAGCGACCUCGGGUCGGAAGGGCUAAAGGCGGCCAGUUGCAUGGUGAGCCUCGCUCAGAGACGGCGUCCACCAGCGAGGGCACAGCAAGGAGCAAGACACUGUCUGUGACCAACGGGGACUCCGAAAAGGCGGGCAGUGCAAGCCAGCCCUCGGACUGCCUGCAGGAGGGCCCUGGGCCCGAGCCACUGAGCACAAACAGCUUGGAUGAGUAUGUGCCGGAAGACCCCACGCCUAAGCCCCAAGUCGGUCGCUGUGAACAGGACGGCCUCGCCCCUGGAUGUGGCUCCCAGCCCAAGGACAGCAGCCGUGGGGCAGAGCUCCCCUGUGCUGACCAGGAGUGCGUGCUGGUGGAGGAGGUGGUGUGCGAUGGGAGCCCGAGGGAGGACGCCCCAGCUGGGGAAUUGGUGCAGAGAAGGCAAUUAGUGUGCAGAAGAAAUCCAUACAGGAUCUUUGAGUAUUUGCAGCUCAGCCUCGAAGAGGCCUUCUUCCUGGUGUACGCUCUGGGCUGCCUCAGUAUUUACUAUGAGAAGGAACCUUUAACGAUAAUGAAACUCUGGGAAGCCUUCAGUGCAGUGCAGCCCACGUUCAGGACCACCUACCUGGCCUACCACUAUUUCCGAAGCAAGGGCUGGGUGCCCAAAGUGGGGCUCAAGUACGGGACGGACCUGUUGCUCUACCGGAAGGGGCCUCCGUUCUACCAUGCAAGCUACUCCGUCAUCGUUGAGCUCGUGGACGACCGUUUCCAGGGCACGGCCCGCAGGCCAUUCAGCUGGAGGGCGCUGGCCGCCCUGAGCAGGGUCUCAGCGAACGUCUCCAAGGAGCUUAUGCUGUGUUACUUGAUUAAACCCUCUACCAUGACUGACGAGGAAAUGGACUCCCCAGAAUGUAUGAAAAGAAUCCAAGUCCAGGAGGUGAUUCUGAGCCGCUGGGUUUCUUCACGAGAGAGGAGCGACCAAGACGAGUUCUAACGGUUCACCCCCAGAUUUCUGACUUCACCGACAGAUACUUGUUGAGCCUCCUCGCUGCGCCGAGUUCAGGGCUGGAUCAGGAGUCCUGUUGCUGGAAUUGCCUGUUGAUAGAGGUGUUAAGGGCAUGCUGCUGCCAGCCCCCAAAUUGUUAACAGUGUUUUAAAAGACAAGAUUACGUCGGAGAGAGACGAGGCUGUGCUGGCCUGAGCUGACUGCUCUGUCCGCAUCCGCUUGGCGGGGCCUGGAGGACUCUUCCAGAGAUGGGGCUCCCCCUGCAGUUGCCUGGCAGCAGUAACCGUUGGCAUUCCUACUGCACCGUUCGGUUUAUAAAGCACCUUCGUCCUCACGGGUCUGGUUACCCACGUCUGCUCCCCUGCGGGGAGUGGACCCCGUGUUAGAUUGUUUUCGGCAGGAACAGCAGUAGCACGUCUCGGGUGUCCAGGGAGCCCGUCCCCGUGCUGUGCCGAGGAACGCCUCUGAGGCAGCAGGCGCUGAACAGCUGCUCCGGACAGCACGCACUGUGCAGUCACAUCUUGCUUCAGGGAAUUUGUUACCGAGUAAAUAAAAGUAAAAUAAGAUGCAUGAUAAACUGACGCGU